AUGCCAUCUCCGACCCGGUCCGAACCAUCAGCUCCCAGCCAGCCACCCGCAUUCGAGGUCCAAGACAAUGUCGAAGAUGCAGGACCGCCCGAGGCCAGGCAGAUUGAAUCGAAAAGAACAAAACUCGUCCUCCUUGGAUCAGGAAUCCUUCAACUGCCAAUAUGGGGCUUCGCAAUGAGCUACGGCGUCUUCCAAGAAUACUACGUGAACAACUGGACGCUGGAAGGCGACCGCAGCGUGACCGGUCUGAUCGGAACGACCGCCAACGGGGUCAUGUACCUGUCAAUGCCAUUCCUCUUCGCCAUGUUCACUCGGCGGUGGGCGCACCGGCGCCAACUCGCUGCUCUCGUAGGAACGGCCAUCGCCUGUGUGAGCUUCUUCCUCUCGUCGUAUAGUUCGACGGUCGGACACCUCGUCGCCUCUCAGGGCAUCACGUCGGCGCUAGGAUGCGCACUCAUCUAUAGUCCGACAACCCUCUCUCUCGGCGAGUGGUACAGCACGAGUAACCGGGCGGUGGCAUACGGGAUCGUCCUGUCGUGUAAGAACAUCGUCGGAACGACAUGCCCGUUCCUGAUCCGCGGCCUGAUCGACGCGUACGGCUUCCGGACGACAUUGAGGGUCUGGACAGCGAUCGUGGGCGGAACGAGCCUCCUCGCAAUCCUCUUUAUCCCAACGCACCCCUCGCGCCUCGAAAUCCACCAGACUCGGUCGCGAACCAUACCCUGGAAAUUCCUCCGCCACAGGUCAAUCUACUUUUACAGCCUCGCAAUCAUCUUCCAGAGCUCCGGGUAUGGAAUCCCACAGACGUACCUGAGCACCUACGCAAAAGACAUCCUGCUCCUCUCCCAAACCUCGGGAACGCUCAUGCUCGCCCUCUUCAACGUCCCUGGGAUAAUCGCCUCGCUGUUCUUCGGCUGGCUCAGCGACACCCACCACAUCAAUUUGUCCUCGCAAACUAUCUCAUCAAUCCCACCACUAAUCUGCGCCCUAGCCACAUUCCUCCUCUGGGGCCUCACCACCCAGGGAAACAUAUCCCUCCUCAUACUCUUCUCAAUAACCUUCGGCUUCUUCUCCGGCGGAUACAGCGCAACCUGGGGCGGGAUGCUGAAACAGAUGGAGCGCGAGUCGGCAGAGCGGAACGAGGCCGUCGAUCCGGGGAUGCUGUAUGGGGUGCUGAAUGGGGUGCGCGGGGUUGGGUAUGCGAGUGGGGGGUUUGCGGGGGUUGAGCUGUUGCGGCUGGGCGCGGUGAGCGCGGCGAGGAGGUAUGGGUUUGGGACUGAAUAUGGCGGGUUGAUUGUGUUUACGGGGGUUUCGUCCCUUCUGGGCGGGUGGGUUGUGCUUUGGAGGUGGCAGCCUCGGAGAGUGCUCGGUUUGGUUACGAGGGUGGUGUAA
Aspergillus calidoustus is the source of this 1392-nucleotide messenger RNA. NCBI's taxonomy places the organism in Eukaryota, Fungi, Ascomycota, Eurotiomycetes, Eurotiales, Aspergillaceae. The record is from the annotation of a GenBank genome assembly.